CAGUGGCAGUGACAUCAGAUAAAGUCGCGAUGCGCUGCCAUGCAUGCAAAGCCAGGCGCGCAUCAUACACGCCAUGCAGCCAGUGAGAAAACAGGAAUGCCGAGGACCCGUGGUUGUGCUGCCCAAUCCGCAUCAACCCAGCCUGUUUCCUCCUGUUGAGUGUAUUGCACAGAGAGUCGCAGAAGCCUGCAAUUGGUACCUACUUCUACCAGUACUGGCACCAAGCAAAAUCCAAUUGCCUUACGUUCUCGUUCAACAAUUGAAGCAACGUCGCAAGAAUACAAAAACGUUCAGAAGCCGCUAGCAGCUCUUGAAUUCGCUACGAACGACCUGCUGCAACAGUUUCUUCCACCUUUGUAAGAAGCACCCGAAUUGCAAGAUGGCUCAGCGCGAGAACCUGAGCGGUUAUGAGAGGGCAAACAUGGCCCCAGGCAACAUGGGCGCCGGCCGGUUUGAGGAGCAGGGGAGGGGCCAGAUGGGGACUGGCUUCAACACCCGCACCACGGGGGAGUCGGAGGGGUACUGCGCCAACCCUGCCACAACAAACCUGCCUAAGGAGUUCGAGACACACGUGAACAUCAUCGAGAAGGUUCCCGAGAUGAAGACUGUGACCAAAACUGACUAUGUGAAGAAGCUGGAGGAACGCGAGGAGGUGCGCACUGUGCCGCGCUCGCGCGUGGUGCAGGAAGAGAAGGAGGUGACCCACACCGUGCCACGUGUCAAGGAGGUGCCCAGGACGAGGGAGGAGAUUCGCCACCGUGUGGUCGAGGAGAGGGUGCAAGUCCCGUACACUGAGAAGAUCGUGGAGCAGGUCCCUGUGACCAAGACCGAGACAGUGCCACGUGUCGUUCGUGAGGAGGUCCAGGAGCGCGUCAGAGUGCCCCAUGUGACCGAGGUGCCCGUGCAGCGCCAGGUGCAGGUGCCCACUGGCAAGUACUGCGAGCAGGAGGUUGACGAGUACACGCACAAGGGCGCUCCCCACAUGAUGGGCACUACGGGAACGACCGGCCUCCAGCGGACUGGAAGCUCCAGCAGCUCCAGCAGCAGCUCCUCCGACGAGGAGGGUGCAGGCGGACAGAGCUUGGGCGACAAGAUCAAGUCCAAGAUGCCCGGCGGCCACAAGAAGUCGCACCGCCGCACCGGGGAGAUGGCCGGAGCAACAACCGGAACUGGAGUCGCCCACAUGAGCGGCGCCGGAUUGACCGGAACGCAGACCGGUACCGGCUAUGGAACUGGGAUGGGCGGCCCGGUGACUGGAACCGGUCGCACAGCGCUGUCCCACGACGCUGGACUUGGUCACACCGGGAUGGGAACUGGCCACAACGUGACCGGAACCGGAAUGACCGGAACCGGUCUGGGACAUAUGACUGGGGCCGGAACUGGGGUGGCUCCUCACACCACGGGGACAACUCACCCGGGUCCGUCACCUAACCUGACUGGGCGUCCCGCACCGGGCGAGGCGGGUGCGACAGCGGCUGCCACCGAGCACCACGAGAAGAAAGGCUUCUUCAAGAAGAUUGAGGAAAAGCUGACUGGGCACCACUAGAGAACUGGCUAGGUAGGUGGAAAUCUGUAGUGCCAUGGCAACAAAUUAGGCAGUUGCAGCUACUUGGCAGUUAAAAGGGCAAGGAUAAAGUUGUAAAAGAUUAAUACUCUCUGCAGACUAGGAUGUGUUGUCGAGUGCCAGUGCCGUUGGACAGGUGGUAUAGCAGAGACCUGUUGAAGUGAUACAUAACAUGGUGGUGACGGGGUGAUGGUUAUUAGCUGUGUACGUCGAUCAAUGUGAAGUAAGUAGAAAAAUCGGAAAAUUUGUAAGCACGAACGGGAAAGCCUGCGCAACGUGUUGGGUCUCAAAGUGUAGAGUAGUGACGUGGAAUUGGGUAAAUCUGUAGCAUAUCUUGUAGAUAAACAAUUUUGGAGUUCGAAAGUGCUCCUGACACCAACCGAUCUUUCUCAAAAGGGAUUCGUUUUUUCCACGACAUCUUCAUUGUCUAGCUGAUGUUAUCCUUCUACAUUCAAUCGGUUGAAACAAUGAUGCUUCUAAAUUAUAUUGAUACUUUGUC
Messenger RNA from Klebsormidium nitens, 2063 nucleotides. The record is from the annotation of a GenBank genome assembly. NCBI's taxonomy places the organism in Eukaryota, Viridiplantae, Streptophyta, Klebsormidiophyceae, Klebsormidiales, Klebsormidiaceae.